AUGCAUAUUACAAUUGGAGGGCGAAAUAUGGAGACUCCAACUAAUGGGUGUGAAGACCUGUCAGUCAACAUGGCCCCCAAGGAGGAAGCACAAGAAAUUCCACAGUUCGACAUUCAAGAGCUUGAUGUCUUCACAGAAGAGGAUAAGCCCCAAGUUGAAGUGCCACAAGUCGUCCCGGGCGGACGACCUCAACCGCCUCCGAGUUUAUCGUCCUCGUGUGUCGCCGAACAUCGGUCUCAACUGGCCGAUGGCGCGACUCCGGGCACUCCAGCUGCGGUCCCCGACAAUACUCUCUUCGGUUUCGGACAGUUCACGACUCCCAUGUCCAAAAGACGCAUCGAACUGGACUGGUUUGUUGAAGACUUCAACGUACACAGAACACGAGUUCGCGAUAAGGCGCUUCCUUCCAACUGCCCGCCCUAUCUCGAGUCACCUUUGCUGGACCCUCUCAUUCUCCCGGGCUGCUGGACUUUCCGUCUCUUCCCGUAUUACCGAGGCGAAGUGAAAAAGAACGCUCUGCGUGUCGAUCCAAGCCACAAGCCUCUCAUUGCCCCGUCACCAAAGAAGUUUACAGGAUGUGUGGCACUGUUUCUCUUUGGGAGAACGGCGAUCGAAGUGAACAGCAGCGUCACCGUGUCUAUCUUGGAUGCGAAAGGCGAACCAAUCAUGACGCGUUCGACAGGGGACAACUUUCAGCUGUUCACAGUCAAGCCCGCUGUAAUGAUGGGGUUCGAGGACUUCAUCAAAGCGGGCCGCCUUCCCUCAGAGGAAGGCCCUCUGGCGGAUGCGGUCUUCCUUGCCGGCCCUGGCGGCGAACGCGUCUACUGCAGCAAGUUUCUCCUGUACUCUAGAUGUCCUGGUCUUCGUUCACUGCUGCACGACCAGGGGUCAGGCCUUGUCAUAAUACCAGACGAGGAAUUUAGCGUGGACAUCAUUCGCGAUUUCUGUUUUUACCUCUAUUUCGACGUGUGCCCAAUUCUACAAACUGUUAAAGACGCCGUUGUGAGCUUAGAACUACCUCCGGGAUCUGUUUUAGGGGCGGACCCGAAUUCUCAGGUAAAGACAAAGGGCAAAACAGCAUCCAGAAUCUCUUCCAGAGCUCCCACGCGAGCCUCAACGCCUCAACAUGCUGAAGGAGAGGUCUCGAAUCUGGCUUUCCUCCUCAAGUUGUAUCAAAUGGCGCACAAGUACGACUUCAAGAGUCUUUUCGCCGCUGUUGAGAGGGCCAUUGUGCCUCAACUUAAUAUCGUGACGGCGGGGUCCAUUCUUGAGGCUGCUGAGAGAUGCAACGCAUUAAACAUCACCGCUGCAGCGCGCCGGGUCAUGGGUCUGGUUGAGUCUCCUGGAUCCGUUCGCCAGCUGGGCCUCUGCCAUCGGCCGGAGGAGAUUCAAGAGGAGACCCACAGAUCUAACGCUAACUCUUCAGCUUUCGUACCUGAUGUCGUUUUCAAAAGGCAAGACACGGAUUCGGCGGCAAGCAGCCACUGUCUUGCAGACGCGGCCAGUGCCGGCGGCUGCCCGUCUCCUGUGGUAUCGAACUAA
Neospora caninum is the source of this 1542-nucleotide messenger RNA. RefSeq lists its product as hypothetical. Lineage: Eukaryota; Apicomplexa; Conoidasida; Eucoccidiorida; Sarcocystidae. The transcript is spliced from 9 exons. The coding region runs from base 1 to 1542 and encodes 513 amino acids. The record is from RefSeq and is a predicted model, not a curated record.